Messenger RNA from Closterium sp. NIES-67, 2376 nucleotides. Lineage: Eukaryota; Viridiplantae; Streptophyta; Zygnematophyceae; Desmidiales; Closteriaceae. The record is from the annotation of a GenBank genome assembly.
GCCAUUUCCACCUGCGCAACACUAACCCAGCCUUCUCGAGUCAGGUCCCAUGAUCCCAUCCGUCCAUCCCGCACCCGCGCAACCCAGCGCCGACGCCGUGAGCUCGGGCUGCGUGGAUCGCACAACUGUAGCGUCGCGGUCGUUGCGACUGAACGGGGAUUACGGGGAGUUCGGGGAGCGCGGGUAGCGCGAGGAGUGCGGGGAGCGCGCAUGGAGGAGUGCGGCAAGUGCGGGGAGCGCGCGGUGGAUUACGACGAGCAGGCGCUGGCGCUGGUGUGCGCACGAUGCGGCCACGUGGCGGACGACGCGCAGCUCACGUCGCGCGUCGAGUUCGACGAGUCGGGGCGCGCGGGCGGCGUGCGUGUUGGCGGCGGCGGAGGCGCGGGGGAUGGCGGCGAGCCCCGCUCGUGGAUGUGGACGGCGGGAGCGGGUGGGGGGCGAUUUGGGGGAGGGUGGGGGGAGGGGACGGCGGAAACGAAGUGGGGCGGCGGAGGCAAGUCGGCGGAGUUCAAAAGGCGGAAGAACAAACGCGAGUGGGAGGAGCGGCUGGGCGCGGUGGUGGCGGGGCUGCGGGUGCCGGAGGGGGUGCGGGGGGAGGCAGUGGAGGUGGCGGAGCGGGUGCUAGAGGGGCGGUGGGGCGGCGGGCAGUGGAUGGGCGUGCUCAUGGCGGCCGCCGUGUACAUCGCCGCGCGCAACAGACGCCUACCUGUUUCCAUGGCGGAGGUGGCGCACGCCACGGACUGCCAGCUGGCAUCGGUGUGGGCCAUGUUUAAGCGCUUGCUGGCUUAUUUUCCAAUGCUGCAGCCUGAGCAUGUGGAUCCAAUCAGCCAUGUGUGGAGGGGAGUGCAUGCCAUGCCAUCCCUGGCGGGCGAGGGUGGCAAGCAGGCGCUGGUGAGGGACGCCAUGAGGCUGCUGGCGUUCGCCCACUCGCACUCGCUGCACACCGGCCGCCAUGCCGCCCCGAUGGCAGCGGCGGCACUGCUGCUGGUGGCGGCAGCGAGGGGGGUGGUACUGGGGGAGGCGCAGCUGUGCGCGGCCAUGGCGGUGCCCCCGGCCACGGUGCGGCGGCGCUUCUCAGAGCUGGUCCCGGCGCUCUCGCGCCUCGCGCGCUCGCUGCACCUCCCCGCUGCGGCGCACGCCACCUCGCAGGAAGCUUUCCAGCGCCUGCUGCCGUCCAUCCUUGCACUUCUGCCGUCCCCGGCUCGAGUAGGUCACCGCUUUGUGAUGCCAUCUGCAGGAGACCACAGUGCUGACGUGGACAGAAAUGCUGACGUGGACAAAAAUGCUGGCUUGGACAGAAGUGGUGACGUGGGCAGACGUGCUACCGUGGAAGAUAAAGCUGCUGAGGGGCCUGCCCCAGGCUGUGUGCUUCAGUCGUCUUUCGCUGGAGGUGAAAGAGCAGGGCGAGGAAACGGGGCAGCACAGGCAGGGGCAGUUCGUGAUGAGGAAAGCAAUGAGGGAAAGGGAGGGGGGGGAGGGAGGGAGAGGAGGGAGGAUGGGGCCGCAUUGGAGCCAAGAGAGGGGCAUGCGGUGUGCGCCAAUCAGCUGCUGCCACCUGCGUUUGAAGACAGCGUGAAGGCCCAUCAACGGCGUGCCGGCCACAUCAGCCGGGCACAGCAGCGCCUGCAGCAGACGAAGCGCGACAGAUGGGGGCGGGCAGGGAGAAGAGGAGCUGUGGGGGCGGGGCGAGGGGGGAAGAGGGUGCGGAGAAGCAUGAGGUCGUUCGGUGAGGGUGGCGGUGGUGUGGGGGCUAAGGGGCGGCAAGAGCAAGGGGGUGGUAGUGAGGAUGCUGUCGUGGAUUGGCUGCUGCUGCAACAGGCCGAUCCCAGUGCAACCUCAGCCGGUUGGUAUCGCUCUGCUGCUUCUACUGUUAUAGAUCGCCACAUUAACAGCUCCGGCAAGGAGAAAUAACACAUAAAUUGUAUGUAUUGAAUGUAGUUUUUUUCUCGUUUCCCGAACGUGUGAUCGAACUGCACCAUGCUGCACCACACCGAAGUGAGCGUGGAACUGAACGCAGCAGCAUGGCAAGUGCCCCAGCCUAGUGCACAACGGUGGUGCAUGGCAUGGCAUGGUGGGUCGUGGGGAAUGAUCCUGGGAGAUGCGAGGUAACGCUGCGCCAGCAGCAUAGUUGUUCUUUGGCAUGGCCAUGGCUGGUAUGCUGAUGUGCUGAAUGCCAAUGCUGGUAUGCUCAUGCUGAGGAGAAGGGGAGUGCAGGUGGACGUGCAUGCAUGGCCAGCUUCGUGGCAGCUUGGAUGGGGCAAGAUCGGAUGCAGGUCAUGGUGUUUUUCGAGCCAUGCAUCUUAUGCGGUGCGCCUAUGAACCAUAUGCGGAGUGGAGACAGGAGAAAGGAAGGCUGCUCUGCCCAUUGGCUUGAGA